AUGGCGCCGAAUCUUUUCAUCUGCCUUCGCGCUGUCUUCUGCCCGACGUACUGGUUCCAACGGGGCGAGCGCAUUCAGGGAUCUAUCUGUCACGAGGAACAUUGGGAAAGCCCUGUUCCUGGUAUCUACAAAUACAUCCCCGGUCUGGGAUGGCACCUCGUCCGCAAGGACGACAGUGAAUACGAGGAGAAAGUCCCUGUCCCACUUGUCUACUGCCGCAUCCUCCAUCGAUACAUCUUUGAACACGAAAUGGAAGACAGAUGUCGCUGGCAGUCGGUGACUCUGCACGAAGGCGCGAAGCCGGAAAAACUGCUCUUCUUCCUUCUUGACGAUGGCUACACCUGGGUCGCCGGAUGGGACGCCAAAGGAAAGUUCAUUCCUGGCCCGUAUCAAAAGUGGCGCUAUGACCAUGGCACCAAGACGAUGCAGCGCGUCCUGUCUCCAGAAAGCUCCCUCAACGUCUCUCGGUGCAGCAGCAUCGUCCCCACCAAGAUGGUCGCAGUACGAGUUGACCAUUAUCCCAACUUGCUGGGAGACAGCGCUGUCCCUGUCGCUGGUGCUGGUGCUGGUGCUAGCGGUGGACUUGUUCCUGUUAAACGGAUCCAUCCCGCACUCGGCGAUAAGCCAGCAAUUCACGAUGGAGUCGAAGAGCAUGGCGUAGACGGUGUUGUUGAGGUGGGCGUACAUGUCGUUGUCAAACCUGUCUUUCAUUAG
Aspergillus novofumigatus IBT 16806 is the source of this 714-nucleotide messenger RNA. RefSeq lists its product as uncharacterized. Bases 1 to 714 code for a protein of 237 amino acids. Lineage: Eukaryota; Fungi; Ascomycota; Eurotiomycetes; Eurotiales; Aspergillaceae. The transcript has 2 exons. The record is from RefSeq and is a predicted model, not a curated record.